AUGGCGGAUAUUGAGAAACACAUCAACAAUGAGCAAGAGUCUCCUCAGCCUGCCUCUUCCAUCGCCUCGGCCGACUACACGCACAUCAACGAAAAGAAGCUUCUCCGCAAACUCGAUUGGAGAUUACUGCCAGGUGUCUCCCUCCUCUAUCUCGUCUCCUUCCUCGACCGAAGCAACGUCGCCAAUGCACGUCUCGAAGGCUUGACCACCGACCUUGGCAUGACUGGCAACGAAUACCUUACCGGUCUCACCGUCUUCUUCAUCGGUUACAUAUCUCUUGAAGUCGUCUGGAAUUUGAUCUUGAAGAGAAUCGGACCUAGGAUUUGGCUACCUGCUGUUACAAUCGUUUGGGGUAUUGUCACAACUCUGCAAGGUGUUCUGGUCAACAAGGUUGGGUUCUUUGUUAUCAGAACUGCUUUGGGAAUUUCUGAGGGCGCACUGUUUCCUGGUGUCGUCUUUUAUCUGAGUAUGUGGUAUAAGAGAGAAGAAAGAACUUAUAGAGUGGCGUUGUUCUUCUCCGCUGCAAGUUUGGCUGGCGCGUUUGGUGGUAUUCUUGCAUAUGGUAUCAGCUUUAUGAGAGGCACAGCAGGCAAGGAAGGUUGGGCUUGGAUCUUCAUUCUCGAGGGCAUUGCAACUGUGCUCAUCGGAGUCGCCGCAUUCUGGUUCAUCGUCGACUGGCCUCAGAAGAGUACCUUCCUUGCUCCUGAUGAAAAAGCCUACGUCGAGGCACGCCUCAAGGCCGAUAGUGAUGCUUCUAACACCGAACAGUUUGAAUGGUCCGAAGUCUGGAAAGCAUUCAGAGACCCUAAGGUCUGGCUAUACUGCGCUCACUUCCACACCUUGAGUCUGCCGCUUUACACACUUUCUCUAUUCUUGCCUUCCAUCAUCAAGUCGCUCGGCUACACUGCCUCCAACGCCCAACUUCUCUCCAUUCCACCUUAUGCCCUCGCGACCACUUUGACAGUCAUCUACGCAAUCACAGCCGAAAAGUUCCGUCGCAGAAACGUCUUCAUCAUGACCUCGUCUCUAACAGGAAUAAUCGGCUACAUCAUCCUCAUCGCAAACACCUCUCCUGUAAAACACCCCGGUGUCUCUUACGUCGGCACAUUCUUCGCCGCAGCAGGCAUCUACCCCUCCACCGCUCUCGCCCUCUCCCUCCCAGCCAUAAACGUAUCGGGACAGACGAAAAGAGCCACAGCGACAGGCAUGCAGAUUACCAUUGGCAAUCUAGGAGCUGUAUUGGGAACGCAAUUGUAUAGAACUGAGACGGCACCGAGAUAUGUGUUGGGACAUUCGUUUGCAUUGGGGUAUCUGUGUUUGAAUGUCAUUGUUGCGGGAACCACUUGGUGGGUUUUGCAUAGAGAGAACAAGAAGAGGGAUGUGUUGGAGGCGGAGACUGUGCAGAGGAAAGAGGGAGGUUGGGGUGCCGAGGGUGAUGAUGAUGUUAGAUGGAGGUUUACUACUUAGAUUGGGAGGAAGGAC
Molecule: messenger RNA, 1482 nt
Organism: Aureobasidium pullulans EXF-150
Lineage: Eukaryota; Fungi; Ascomycota; Dothideomycetes; Dothideales; Saccotheciaceae
Product: MFS general substrate transporter
Exons: 4
Coding region: 1-1467 (488 amino acids)
Biological process (GO): transmembrane transport
Cellular component (GO): membrane
Molecular function (GO): transmembrane transporter activity
Source: RefSeq, a predicted model, not a curated record